AUGGAUUACAAUAGUACUGGUGGAAUGAGGAGUCCGUUCUCUCCACGGGUGAGGCAAUCGUUAUCUGGAAGACGAGCCCUUGGAUUAUCAACAGCUAAAAAGAAUCAGAGCAAAUAUGACCGAACAUCGCAACAGCAAAUGGGUGACGUGAUUUAUCAGACAACACAUAGCACAAUAGAGACCUAUGGAAUGCCCCUCCCAGUAAUGGUUACUGAAGCUCUUACAUUUGGCAGUGGUGAUGUGAGUGUAGGCAUGUCACCAUCUGGUUGGUGCUGGGUUGUAGCUGGGCGUAGGGUUCUGGCCUGGCCUCAGGAGCUGACAGGUUCAUCAGGGCCAGUAGCUGCUCGUGAGCUCAUUUUACCCCAGACUGACUUGGCACACAAAGCUGACCUUGUUUUUAUCUUCUAUGAAAAUGAUGUACAGACUGUACCUUCCUGUGUUGGGGUUUCACCUGAAGGAAUUGUUCGUUACUGGUCAUCAGUGGGGCAAGAGGGUGCAUACAGUGAAGUUAGCUGUGAACUGGCAGGGCAAGAAUGUGAUCGAUUAGUAUCAAGAGUAGAUGACACCGGUACCACCUUGGGAUCAUUGCUUCUUGCAACUACUACUUGUACUUUAGUCAAGAUAUCUACUAAUAGAGAGGGUAGAACAACAGUGAGCUGUACCACUCUUAGGCCCCCAAGUGGCUGGCUUGGUGGUAUUGGAAGACGUGUCUCACUACUAUUUUUUGGCUCAAUGCCAGCUCAUGCUGAUACAAAGUUAGUUGGUGUGGUCAUUCUUCCAAACUUGCCUCCAACUACUGAUGAAGAGGAGAGUGAUAGUGAUGAACUAAUAUGCCUGGUAGCAGGUGGACCACUUCUUCAGAUGUGGUGUGGAUCCGAUGUGCAUGAGCAUCAUUUACGUCGACCAUUACUGGAUGCAGCAGCUCGGGCCCAUUUGGCUCCACAUGGUGAGCCAAGUACUAUGGAGGUAACAGCGUUGGAUGUGCAGGCGGCAGGUGAUCAUACUUUACUACUUUUGGCAACCAUAUCUGCGGUCACACCGGCUCGACCUGCAGAUACUAGAUAUGCUCUAGCCCAAAUAAGAGUGGAAAAUCCUGAGUCACCACAAGUGGUGAGUAUAUGCGCAGUUGGAGCCGGGCGACAGGAAGAAGGAUCUCCGCGUUGUCUGCCACUUGGUCUACGCGCGCUUCUCUAUACGUCGACCGCACUUGCGAUCGUGCCCGCAGAUACUUCAGUGGCCAACGAGAAGCCGGAACACGUAGAUGUGUCCGCGGAAGGCGACCGAGUGUUGGGCGCGGGAAGGGGCGGGAACGGGGCUUUGUUGGUUACUCGCAAGCACGGACUACUACGCCUCACCAUGGCGCUUUCAACCCAUCAUGAGACCCAUCAAUCUUUUACUAGCAGCCCAAUGGGUUCUCCCUCUCCAUCUGACAUAUUCGACGGAAACCUUACGCUCUAUGAGAUUGAUCCACAUGAGAUUGGUAUAACAACGUCGGAUGCAUGUGGCAAGCUCAAAGCCGCCUUCUUAUUCCAUCUACGACGCGAUGCAAAUGCGGGCAAAAUUCUGGCUGAACUAUUCCCUUCGCGUGGGGCCACGCCCAGUGACGUAGACGCGCCUCUUGAUAGAACUGUCAUCGCGGUCGCUUCAGAAAUGUUGGAUGAUGUCCCUGCUGGAGAUCCUAGAUGGCGCAUCCUUACGGGUAGCAGCCGUGUGUCGCUGGGUUCGUCGGGCGCGCUCCAAGCGUCCGGUCAGCUGCGAGAUAAGCACCGUGCUCUUACACUUUAUAUAGAUUUCUUGCACGCCGCUGGCCUUUGGCACCGUCUUGGAUACGUCAGCAAAGAGAGUGGAUGCGGAUGUGUGCGUAGCGUACGCGUGUUAUGUACGUUGGCGGAACGUCUCGCGGCCGCGCGUGCCUUGCAAAGGCUUCACAGUGCCGGGGCCACGCUCGUCGAUGCCGCCAUGCAACAGGUUUCGUCAGACUGCGACGCAGAAGAAGAGCCGGAAGUAUGUGCGGCGCUAAGUGCGGGCGCACUCACGGCCGCUGAUGUAGUUCUACGCCGCGUGACGCGCGUGAUGCGUGCGGUGAACGUGUUGGCCCGUUUGCCAGCGCCCGCGGUCGACGCGAAUGCGGCCGCAGCACAUGCGCAUCACGCAUUGCGUGCUAUAACGACGAUACUUAACGAAAUGCACAAAGUCCGGAGCCAAUGGACGAGCUGGUGCGAGGGAGAGACCGAUUGCGAGCCUUGCGCUGAUCUGUCUCUUCUGGUGCGGUACCAUACUACAGCUGUCACCGAAUCUGCACACAAUUGCCAAGACGCCAGUUCGCGCGCGCAGGUUCUGGAGGCAUCGGCCGUACUAGCCGACUUAUUACUAAUGGAUGCGCAGACGCUGCCUGAACACACCUAUCACCGUUUGCGAAAGGAUCUUAUUCGGCCAUAUAUUGCGGAAGGCGAAGUGGAUCGCGCUGCGGCAUUGGCCGAAAAGUUCAAAGCGUGGGAGUUAUUGGUGGAAAUGUGUAUUCGUAAACCCGACUCUGAAAGAUUGUACAACUACGUCGACAAGUAUGAACACGAGGGUAUAGCAGAGACCGCCUUUGCCUAUCUAGCAUCGGGUUCUGGGCCUGAUAGGGCUCAAUUGCUUCGGGGAUUAGGCGAGCGUCGUCCAGGUCGUCUUGCCCGAUGGUUGGCCGCAGCGCCCCAAAGACGGGAACUGCUUGCCGUUCACCAAUUAGCUCGAGCCCCGUUAAGUGAUGCUGCGAUCACACUACUGCAGAUGGCUAAGGAUGAGCGGGAUUCAGUUAAUAGGAUGGUGACAAUGGCAUCUCUAGCAAAGCUGUGUCUUGUGGCCAGUGACGAAAGCAAGGGCCAAUUGCGUGACAAAUUUCAACAGUCGGAAACGGUGUUAAGUUUGGGAGCCCAACAUCGCGCCUUGCCCAGAGAUAUACGACUCCACUAUGGCUUAGGAGAACACGAUAUGAAGAUAUCUGACCCGGAAGAGUUGGUGCAGAUGUAUAUUGAUGCGGAGAGCACAUCGCUAACAGAGUACGACUACAAAAAGGCCCUCGAUCUCACUGAUUUUGUGGAAGACCCAGAACUACGAGAAGAGCUUAGAUUGAAGGUAUGGUGCGCGUCAAUCAUUCGCGAGGACUGGUCGCACGUCAGCGUAGAAGACCCGCAACAUGCCGUACAAGAGACUCUUUUCUAUCGACUGAUAGACCUUCUUAAUAUAAUGGGCGCCGACGUCGAGAGUUUACUUCCCCCGUUGGAGAUGAUAUUGGAGCAGAAAGAAGUAUCUCGAUUGACUGAAGACCCGCGUCUACACUAUCUCUUAAAGUAUACGUACGCCUGUCUCACUCAUCACGAUACCGACCAAAGUAUGGACCAGUAG
Messenger RNA from Pieris macdunnoughi, 3387 nucleotides. Lineage: Eukaryota; Metazoa; Arthropoda; Insecta; Lepidoptera; Pieridae. The record is from the annotation of a GenBank genome assembly.